Nematostella vectensis (starlet sea anemone) is the source of this 1951-nucleotide messenger RNA. RefSeq names its product neuropeptide FF receptor 1. The record is from RefSeq and is a predicted model, not a curated record. The transcript has 2 exons. Gene Ontology annotation, molecular function: G protein-coupled receptor activity. The coding region runs from base 207 to 1181 and encodes 324 amino acids. Lineage: Eukaryota; Metazoa; Cnidaria; Anthozoa; Actiniaria; Edwardsiidae. Gene Ontology annotation, cellular component: membrane. Gene Ontology annotation, biological process: G protein-coupled receptor signaling pathway.
GGAAAGUUGACACUACGUCUUGAAAGCUACAACAGUGAAUAGAGUUGACAAGUGACAGCAAGAUUCGAACGCCACACUGUAAUCAAGGACAGAGGUAAAGAAAGGAAGCCAGAGCAAGACUUUAUUGACACUCUUGUGCAGCCUCAGGCAAAGAAUCAAGGAUACCAUAGCGACGCGUCGACCCAAACUGGGAAUAUUAUCUCGAAAUGAGCCCCGUGGAAGGACUUCUCCUGGGUGCGUUUUGUCUUCUGCUAGUGCCAAACACCGUGUUUAACACAUUAGUGUGCAUGGUCGUCAGGCGCUCAAAGAGGGCACAAACACCAAUGAACAACUUGAUAAUGAGUUUAGCGAUGAGCGAUAUCUUCAUCGGCGCUACAAUCUUUCCAAGGCAUAUUAUCAACAAUGCGUUUGUUCACCCUGGCGGAAAGCAAGGAAGUGCGUUAUGCAAACUCGUCACCGGCGGUGGCCUCCUGUGGAUAAGCGUCACAGCCUCAGGGUUACUCCUCACCGCAGUAGCUUUUGAGAGAUUCUUCGCCAUUGUUCUACCGCACAAAAAACGAUUGAGGAUAACUAACCGAAAGCUUAGGUGGAUCGUAUCUUCCGUAUGGAUGUUCGCCAUUGCGUCUAACCUUCCCAGCAUGCUAGUCAUGGAGUACAACGAAGAUCUGAACUUCUGUACGGAGGUUUGGCCGGUAUGGGUGUCUCCGAAAGCCUACGUGUCGGUCAUGUUUGUAGUGGGCACGAGUUCAGUACUAUUCAUGUAUAUUCUGUACUCAGUUGUCCUCUUAACAUUCUGGAAAAAGCGACACACGACCACUGAAAUGUCCCAGUGUGCCAGGCUCCGCGCGCGCACCAAGGUCACGAAGAUGUUGAUCUUAAUGACGGUGAUUCACACAGUCUGUAGGACGCCAAACUACACUUUCUACCUGCUGAGCUACAUCAACCCCGAUGUGCAGUACGGCUCGGCGUCCUACAGUUCCACAGUAGCGCUAAUUCUGCUCAAUUCAACUUCUCAUCCGUUUCUUCUUUGCUGGCAAAUGGAAUCGUUUAGAAAAGGCGUCUGGCAAAUCCUCCAGAGUUUGGUUUGUCGUCACAGAGUACGUUCGGUUGCUUACUCUGGACGCUACCAAGUGCGUAAUAGCACUCAGAUGACGCUGGGAGAUGCAGUCAGUUACAUCUAACUUUAUUUUCGAUGUGCAGUUAUUUUCCCGACCACUUUUCAGACGCUUUAUUUUGCUUUUAUAUGUUUGUGUCCUGUCAAAGAUAGCUAUAAUGCUUUUAAAAGUAACCUUUUUUUGUAUCAUUUGUUCGUUGUAACACUAUUUAUUAUUUUUGGGUAAUUGUUUUUGCUAAUACAGAACGAAAAACGCAAAAAUAAAUAAAGCGUCAGACGUUCCUCGUGAAACAUCCGACAUGACUUUAAUGAGUUCCAGCAUUAAAAAAAAAAAUUAUUCAAAUUUCAUUUGUGUAUUCUAGAGGCAUUCUAGGUGCAAUUAUACUAUAUGUGACUUAAGAUCAGCAACAGGAACAUAAAAGUCCGAAGAUUUAUCUCUUUUACUGCCACAGCUGUUGGACUAGAAUAUGAAACAGGAAUAAGCGAACAUAAUUGAAACAAAUGAUUUAUUACUUGUGAAUGUAACAACAAUAGGAAAAAAAUAGAAAGAUAAAAAAAAAAUAGAAAAAAAAAGUUUAGAUAUAAUAAAACAGGGCAAAAUUACAGAUAAAGGGCUUUAAUUAACUGUGAAAGCAACAUCAAUAGGAAAAAGUUGAGUUUAGUAAUAUUAAACUGUGAAUGUUUGGGAUGCACUUGAGAACGAAUUGUAAGUUGUGUCAAAGAUGAAACGGUCGAAAAAGUAAACGGAGACACGGUUGUCGACUUAAAUAAGCAAAAUAAUCUAGUAUAAUUAUACGAAAAAUUGCUUCAUCAAAUAAAUUUUGCAAAGAAAAUCCA